Messenger RNA from Scedosporium apiospermum, 1110 nucleotides. RefSeq lists its product as uncharacterized. The record is from RefSeq and is a predicted model, not a curated record. NCBI's taxonomy places the organism in Eukaryota, Fungi, Ascomycota, Sordariomycetes, Microascales, Microascaceae. The coding region runs from base 1 to 1110 and encodes 369 amino acids. The transcript is spliced from 3 exons.
AUGUCAUCUAAUCAAGAAGAUACGAACCGGCAACUUGUCCAGCAAUGUGCCGCCUUUCUCCAGCGGCCAGAGUUAGAUCCACAGACCCGAGAUGCGCUUCGUGCAUUUGUUACAUCGCCGCUCGCAACUUGCGUGCCGCCUUCUGUGAACUAUGUUGACAACAUCGAAGAACGUGCUCGGAUCGGCCACGCUAUACAAGAGUGUGACAGAAAUCCACCAACGGGUCGUGCUAACCCUAUCUUAUGGAGUCUAAUUAUGGUCGCGCCGCUCGAUCGGCUUCGGGAAAUGCUCGAUGAGACGUGUACCAAUCAAUCCAGCGUCCUAUCGUCCAAGGCCAUCUUCUAUGGGCUUGGGAAUAUUUUAACCAGCCUUUUGAAGAUUUUUUUGGCCAAGGAUCAGGUGCGUCCUGAUCCUCUGCCCUACCAAGAACGUGGCCUCCCCCCAACGGCAGUGUGCCGUUGGAGGGAUAGCCACCGUUGCGUCUUGACAGGCGCCGCCAACCCAACCGUGUGCCACAUCUUCCCCUACGGUUCGGAACAACGGCGGAAAUCAGUAGACCAAAUAUUUGGGCUUUUGAUUAAUUUCUUAUGGGGAUCGGAGCGCUGCGCACGGCUACAGGCUCUGUUAACCGCCAAUGACCGUGUUCUCGACUCCCCGCAGAACAUGAUCUGCCUCGAGCCGCUCCUCCAUCGUUGGUGGCGCAUGGCUUAUAUCGCCCUUGAACCAUACGAAAAGCUCCCGGAUGGUGUGAGGGUCAGGCUGAGAUGGUUGCAUCGCACCCCGUUUGAUGUGGAGCAGAGGUUGGACCUUGACACCGACCCGCGUCAACACCUCUCAUCCCCAUCAGUGGCAGGCCUUUUGAAAAUGGUUGACUUCCGGUCAGGCCACCCGUUGCUCGAUGGGACUAUUGUCGAUCUUGUGUCCAGUGACCCCAAUCAAUGCGUGUCAUUCGAGAUACUUGAGCUACAAUGGGACUUGCUACGCCUUGCCGCUCUCUCAGGAGCUGCGGAGGCGGCCCAAGGUGCGAGCUGGGACCCUGAUGAUGACCUUUCCUUUGGUAUACAAGAGGGACGGCAAGUCGCCUCGUCGCAGCGAAUAUUUGUAGACUAG